GCAGUGGGAGCGGACCGUUGCUGGAAAACACACUGGCUGGCAAACUUCACAAAUAGCACCAUGGUUUCUGCGCCGAUGCCUUCUCUGUGGAUUAUGUGUUUUGUUUUCUUUUACCACACUGGAAUAGCACAGAAUGUAAAGGAAGUAAUGUUGCUGGAUUCUAAAGCACAGACGGAACUGGAGUGGAUAUCCUCUCCUUCUGGCGGGUGGGAAGAAAUCAGUGGACUUGAUGAGAACUACACACCUAUUCGGACUUAUCAGGUGUGCCAGGUAAUGGAGCCCAAUCAGAACAACUGGCUGCGAACUAACUGGAUAGAGAAGGGCAAUGCUCAGAGGAUUUUUGUAGAACUGAAGUUCACACUGAGGGAUUGUAAUAGUCUGCCAGGUGUGCUGGGGACUUGUAAGGAAACGUUCAAUCUGUAUUACCAAGAGACAGACUCUGACUAUAGGAGGAAUAUACAAGAAAGCCAGUAUGUAAAAAUAGACACCAUUGCAGCAGAUGAAAGCUUUACCCAGGGAGACCUCGGGGAACGAAAGAUGAAGCUGAAUACCGAAGUACGGGAAAUCGGGCCUCUGUCUAGAAAAGGAUUUUAUCUGGCUUUUCAGGAUGUAGGGGCCUGCAUAGCUUUGGUAUCUGUCAAAGUCUAUUAUAAGAAGUGUUGGUCUAUUAUUGAGAACUUAGCUGUUUUCCCGGACACAGUCACAGGGUCCGAGUUUUCCUCCCUGGUCGAAGUCAGCGGAUCAUGUGUGACUGACGCAGAAGAGGAGGCGGAAAAUUCCCCUAAGAUGCACUGCAGUGCUGAAGGUGAAUGGCUGGUGCCUAUUGGAAAGUGUAUCUGCAAGUCAGGAUUUCAUCAAAAAGGAGAUGCCUGUGAGCCCUGUGGCCGUGGAUUCUAUAAAUCAUCCUCCCAAGACCUGCAGUGCUCCCGCUGCCCUGCUCACAGCUUCACCAACAGAGAAGGCUCUUCCCAAUGUGACUGCAACGAUGGCUAUUACAGAGCAGCCUCAGACCCACCAUCUGCGGCAUGCACAAGACCCCCGUCUGCACCACAGAACCUGAUUUACAAUAUCAACCAGACCACUGUGACCCUGGAGUGGAGCCCGCCUUCAGACAACGGGGGCCGUAGUGACGUCACCUACAGGAUUGUGUGCAGGAAGUGCAGCUGGGAGCAGGGAGAGUGUGCGCCCUGCGGCAGCAUCGUUGGAUUUGUACCCCAGCAAUCUGGAUUAGUUGAUACCUCUGCCACCAUCGUGGACCUGCUCUCCCACGCCAACUACACCUUUGAGGUUGAAGCUGUGAAUGGGGUCUCAGACCUCAGUCGCACCCAGAGGCUCUUUGCCACAGUCAGCGUUGCGACCAGUCAAGCAGCUCCCUCACAGGUUAGUGAAGUUAUCAAGGAGAGAGUGCAGCAGAGGAGCAUUCAGCUUUCCUGGAAGGAGCCGGAGCUUCCCAACGGGGUCAUCACGGAAUAUGAAAUCAAGUAUUAUGAGAAGGAUCAAAGGGACCGCACUUACUCAACUGUGAAAUCAAGUACUACAUCAGCCACUGUCAAUAACUUGAAACCAAGCACAGCAUAUGUGUUUCAGAUUCGAGCUUUUACUGCUGCAGGCUACGGCACCUAUGGUCCAAGACUAGAGGUCAUAACACAGGAGGAAGCUACAGCCACAGCCGUCACCAGUGAACAGAACCCAGUGAUUAUCAUAGCUGUAGUUGCUGUGGCAGGGACCAUCAUCCUUGUCUUCAUGGUGUUUGGAUUCAUUAUUGGAAGAAGGCACUGUGGCUACAGCAAAGCAGACCAGGAAGGAGACGAGGAGCUUUACUUUCAAUUUAAAUUUCCAGGCACCAAAACGUAUGUUGACCCUGAAACCUAUGAGGACCCGAAUAGGGCUGUCCAUCAAUUUGCCAAGGAGCUGGACGCCUCAUGCAUUAAGAUUGAGCGAGUAAUCGGAGCAGGAGAGUUUGGAGAAGUAUGUAAUGGACGUCUGAAGCUCCCGGGAAAAAGAGACAUGUCAGUUGCUAUCAAAACCUUGAAAGUUGGCUAUACAGAAAAACAAAGAAGAGAUUUUCUUGGUGAAGCCAGCAUCAUGGGGCAGUUUGACCAUCCCAAUGUGGUUCAUCUGGAAGGAGUUGUUACAAGGGGAAAACCAAUUAUGAUUGUGAUAGAAUACAUGGAGAAUGGAGCACUGGAUGCAUUUCUUAGAAAACACGAUGGCCAGUUUACAGUUAUCCAGCUUGUGGGAAUGCUGCGUGGUAUUGCAGCUGGAAUGAGAUACCUUUCCGAUAUGGGAUAUGUUCAUAGAGAUUUGGCAGCACGUAACAUUCUGGUCAACAGCAAUCUUGUAUGUAAAGUGUCUGACUUCGGCCUGUCGAGAGUAAUAGAAGAUGAUCACGAAGCUGUCUACAGCACAACGGGUGGAAAAAUUCCGGUCCGAUGGACAGCCCCAGAAGCCAUACAGUACCGAAAGUUUACUUCUGCCAGUGACGUUUGGAGUUACGGAAUUGUAAUGUGGGAAGUCAUGUCCUAUGGGGAGCGACCUUACUGGGACAUGUCCAAUCAGGAUGUAAUCAAAGCUAUCGAGGAAGGUUACCGUCUCCCAGCACCUAUGGACUGUCCACCUGGUCUUCACCAACUUAUGCUUGACUGCUGGCAAAAAGAGCGGGGCGAAAGGCCGAAGUUCGACCAAAUAGUUGGAAUCCUUGAUAAAAUGAUUCGGAACCCCAACACAUUAAAGACCGCCGUAGGCCAGUGUAGUAGACCAAUUAGCCCACUUUUAGAUCAGAACACUCCAGACUUCACUACUUUCCGCUCAGUGGGAGACUGGUUGGAAGCCAUCAAGAUGGAAAAGUACAAAGAUAACUUCACAGCAGCAGGGUACAGCUCAUUGGAAUCAGUGGCCAGGAUGACUAUUGAGGACGUGUUGAGCUUAGGGAUCACAUUAGUGGGCCAUCAGAAGAAAAUAAUGAGCAGCAUACAGACAAUGAGAGCACAGAUGCUGCACUUGCACGGCACCGGUGUCCAGGUGUGACAAGCAACAAUUCCUCCAUUUAGGAGGUAACAGGCUUCUAACAAACUACAAUGAGGCGUUUACUAAGGAUAAUCAUUGAAUGCACUGCUUCCUGCAUCAAGACUCUUGUGAUUCAUGGGAUAAACACAUUCCUUAUUCCUUGGGUCCGCCUUCCAGAGCCGGGUGGAGCUAACACAGGGUCCAUUAUCAGCAGCUAAGAAGACGUCAAGAAGUACUGCCUGGCACAUAUGAAACUCUGAAACUUCUGAGGAACUCUUAACUGUGUAUUAUAGAGGAACAGAGAAUACUGAUUUUUUUUGUUUUUUGUUUUUAUUUUUACCUUCCCCUUUUUGCUCUUUAAAAUGUGUAAAGUAUUUCUUCUGCAUUAUUUUGGAUAACUAUUUCUUGAAAAAUAAUUAUUCCUUGGAGUGGUGAUUCAAUAUUCAUUUCAGUUAUGUUAAUUUAUCCCAAACACUAUGCUCAUGUGUGGUGGAUUAUUUCCUUUUUUAUUAGCCGGGAACAGGGUAAAAGGAAAUGCAAUCAGUGGGCAUGAAAUGUCUUUUUAAAAAUGUUUUUAAGCAGGUGUAAUUAGGAACAGUUACCAAUGUGUGAAGCAGAGUUGUGGUAUUACCUUUUUAAUAUAUUAAAAUAUUAAGGAAUUUUCAGUCAGCAGCAGUAUGGAGUUAUUAAAUCAGUCUGAGUGAGCCUGGGAUUCAUUUAUUUCAAAUUAUUUAUAACGUUUACUGCUUGCAAUAUUUUAAGUAAUUGAUCAGAGAAUAUUUUGAAGGUCUAAACUUAGUUUUCUGGAACAUGAAUAAAGCUCCACAGAUACACCUCCGUAAGCUUAGAAAUUAAUGGAACGUAUUCAUACUUUGAAAUUUCUGUCCUGUAGGGCUAAACGUAGUGUACUGGUAAUCUUUUUUAUUCUAUGUGUUUGCAGUUAUAUCUUUCUUAAAAGUUGCCAUGAUUUUACUUAAGAUUAUAAGAACUUGAGCAAACACAGAGCAAUAAUUACUCCUGAUGGAACAUGACAUCUUUCAGAAUGCUUUAGAUAUGCUUUAGUGUUCUUGAUCAUACUUUUGGAAAACUUCAAUCACCGGUGUGAUAAAAACAGAGAGAGAAUUUGUGAAUUAUUGAAGCAGCUGGUUGUCACAGCAUUGUUUUGCUCUGAUUCUCCAACCCAUUAAAAUUAUAACGUAUGCUUUUUCUUCUUUUCUUUCUGUUUAUUGGUUUAACAGGGUUCAUGCUGUCAGCCAAUUCACUGGUGCCAUUUGUUCUCAUUUAUACAUUGAAUGAAUGUUUUAUCGUGUUGAGGUUUGUCUCUAAUAGUGACUAGUUGUAGUCUCUUGGCAAAUGAUUGACGCUUGCUUUUCUAGGCAUGCUGCAGAAUGCAGUUUACUGUAAUAAGAUUUUAAAAAGGGACUGCUCCAAAAUGUUGAAGAUUUGACGAAAACCAUAAGCAUCAUGUGUGGAUUUGUUUUAAAGCCCCCUGGCUUUGCCUUGUCGUGUGACAAGACAUCCGGUUCCUUUGUUUGUCCCUUUUCCACCUGUUUCUAAUCUCAGUGCCUAUUAUCAAGUGCAAAAAUCUCAUCCUUUUACAGAUUUGAGCGUUGUCUGACCUCUAGCAAAUAAAACAACCAUUUUCACAAGAACAAUCAGUAUAAUUGCUCAUACUACAGUGGAAGAAUGAUAAGCCUCUCCCUGUAUUCAGUCACAGCGUUUCCAUAGUGUACCACAUGUAAAGUGACAUGUACUCACUUAAUUACAUAGUCAAUAUUACAUUCAUUACAUCCAACAGAAGAUGUCUGGGUCUAUUUUAAUUAUCUAAAAAGUGGAGGACCUAAAUAUGGCUGUGUUUUAAUCAAUUCAAUUAGUAUUUACUUAUUAAACUCUAAAAUGAGAUGGAAAGAGGUGUGUGGCAAAUCAGGUAUACAAAUCUGAGUGGCUGUAAAUCCAUUGCUGUUUAGAUAAUUAAAAAUUAACCCUGUUUAUAACAUGUGUGUGUGUGUGUAUAUAUAUAUAUAUAUAUACCUUAAAUGGACACUUUAUGUGUUUAACCUCACAGACGUAUUCAAUUUAGAUCAAUAAUGGUGUGUUUUGAGCACAAGUAGAAGCUAAAUGUAGAAAACGGUGGACUGCCCCUUUGAAGAGUGGCUGAUGAUUCCAAAGAAUUUAACACUGGUGAUUGUGUCAGAAAGACCCUCGGGAUCAAAGGGAAAUGUGUAAAUGUUCUUGUGUAAAACUUGUACAUUUUUAUUUAUACUGUCCUUUUUGUACACACAUUUCUCUGUAGUGAGCUCUGAAUACAUUAAAAAUGCACUAUAUUUUUCUAUCUCACUUACAGAUUAUCUUCACCCAUGUAUUUCCAGGUGUACAUAGUUACUCUCAUUUAGGACCAAAGAUGGCUAUCGGUUACUUAUUUUCUUUUGUUUUGUUUAUUGCUUUAAAAAAAAAAGUCUAAUUGUGUGCUGUACAGUGUUAUAUUUUGUC
Polyodon spathula (Mississippi paddlefish) is the source of this 5496-nucleotide messenger RNA. Its product is annotated as ephrin type-A receptor 7. Gene Ontology annotation, molecular function: protein binding; ATP binding; transmembrane-ephrin receptor activity. Bases 61 to 3027 code for a protein of 988 amino acids. Gene Ontology annotation, cellular component: neuron projection; plasma membrane. The record is from RefSeq and is a predicted model, not a curated record. The transcript is spliced from 17 exons. Gene Ontology annotation, biological process: axon guidance; protein phosphorylation; cell surface receptor protein tyrosine kinase signaling pathway. NCBI's taxonomy places the organism in Eukaryota, Metazoa, Chordata, Actinopteri, Acipenseriformes, Polyodontidae.